GUUGUCCGGAGAUUUUCUCUCUCGCUGUUCUCUCUUCUCCAUCUCUUCUCGCACGCUCAAUUUCUGCACGCGGAACGAGAUACUUCGCGUGUAAGCCCGCCAAAAUGGCGAGUUUCCUUUUCACCUCGGAGUCCGUGAAUGAGGGGCACCCGGACAAGCUGUGCGACCAGGUGUCCGACGCGAUCUUGGACGCCUGCCUUGCGGAAGAUCCCGACAGCAAGGUGGCAUGUGAGACGUGCACGAAGACGGGAAUGGUGAUGGUGUUCGGCGAGAUUACCACGAGGGCGAGCGUAGAUUAUGAGAAGAUCGUGAGGGAGACAUGCCGCGGCAUUGGCUUCGUCUCUGAGGAGGUGGGGUUGAACUGCGACACGUGUAAGGUUCUGGUGCACAUCGAGGAGCAGAGUCCUGAUAUCGGCCAGGGAGUGCACGGUAUGGGCACGAAGAGGCCCGAGGAGAUCGGCGCAGGCGACCAGGGAAUCAUGUUCGGUUAUGCAACCGACGAGACUCCGGAGUUGAUGCCCCUGACUCACGUGCUGGCCACCAAGAUCGGCGCCAGGCUGACGGAGGUCCGAAAGAACGGGGCCGUCAAGUGGCUGCGACCCGACGGCAAGACGCAGGUGACCGUCGAGUACAAGAAGGACGAGAGCGGCGCCCUUGAGCCCGUUCGCGUCUCUUACGCCAUCGGUGUCGCCGAGCCCCUGUCCGUCUUCGUGGACACGUACGGGAGCGGGAGGGUGUCCGAGCAGGAGAUCCUGGACAUAAUCAAGGAGAACUUCGACUUCAGACCGGGAAUGAUCAUUCAGGCUCUCGACUUGAAUCGCGGAGGCAACAAGAGGUUCCAGAAGACGGCGGCGUACGGCCACUUCGGCCGCGACGACCCCGACUUCACCUGGGAGACCGUCAAGGUGCUCAUGAGGGACGGGAAGCCCGUCAAGAUUACCGCUGCUGCGUAAUUUUGAUUGAUUGACUGAGGUCAAAAUGCUCACGAGGAACGGAAGCCCGUCAAG
This is a messenger RNA of Chara braunii, 1007 nucleotides long. NCBI's taxonomy places the organism in Eukaryota, Viridiplantae, Streptophyta, Charophyceae, Charales, Characeae. The record is from the annotation of a GenBank genome assembly.